Closterium sp. NIES-67 is the source of this 249-nucleotide messenger RNA. The record is from the annotation of a GenBank genome assembly. Lineage: Eukaryota; Viridiplantae; Streptophyta; Zygnematophyceae; Desmidiales; Closteriaceae.
GUCAACUAUGACUGCUUUCGUACAGCAGCCGCAGUCGCCAGCAGUUUCAACAUCCUUUUUAUAUUUUCGGACGUUCUCCUGCUCAACAACCACAGCAAGUACAGCAACAGCAACAUCAACAGCAACAGCAACAACAGCAACAUCAACAGCAACAGCAACAACAUCAACAGCAACAACAGCAACAGCCAUGCAUUGUUUUUCAGCCUCCAAAUUUACUUAACAAUACUCAAAUCAAGACAACCGUACCUU